This is a messenger RNA of Durio zibethinus, 1412 nucleotides long. RefSeq names its product ethylene-responsive transcription factor ERF035-like. The record is from RefSeq and is a predicted model, not a curated record. Gene Ontology annotation, molecular function: DNA binding; DNA-binding transcription factor activity. Gene Ontology annotation, biological process: regulation of DNA-templated transcription. NCBI's taxonomy places the organism in Eukaryota, Viridiplantae, Streptophyta, Magnoliopsida, Malvales, Malvaceae.
AUGCUGUGGACCCAGGCUUCUUUAAUUCUUUUUCUUCGUAUCAUUAUGCAUUUUUUAAAAUCAAAAUUCAUGGAAAGAAUCAUACAAGUCCCUAUGCCACUAUGCUAUAUGCCAAUCACUCAAAAUUCUUCUUUACCUAAAACAAGGUCUGUAUCUGUCAUGGAAAGAAACAUCAACAUUGAGAAUGAUGCUCAUCAUAACAAUUUGCUUAAUUCUUCUUCCGUCAUCUCUACCACCGCCACCUCCUCUUCCACUUCUUCUUCCUCCACAUUCUCGUUUUCGGGUUCUUCUCAUCGAAACAAGAAAACUUCAAAAAACAGUGUAGCUCCUAAAGGGUCGAAGAAAGCUGGAGACUUGGAAAAUGAUGAUGAGAACAAGAAAAGGCACAGGACUAGUGAUGAUGAUAGCAAACAUCCGACAUACCGUGGAGUACGAAUGCGAAGCUGGGGCAAAUGGGUGUCUGAAAUCCGAGAACCAAGGAAGAAAUCAAGAAUAUGGCUUGGAACAUACCCCACUGCAGAAAUGGCUGCUCGAGCCCAUGAUGUAGCCGCACUGGCCAUUAAAGGCCGCUCGGCUUACCUUAACUUCCCUGAACUUGCAAAGGAACUUCCACGCCCUGCUAGUACGUCUCCCAAGGACAUCCAGGCUGCUGCUUCGCAAGCAGCUGCCUCAACAUUUCCCGAGACAAGGCGAUGCUACGUUGAAGCUGAGGAUGAAGCUGAAGUUGGACCAAGCCAAGAAGAACUUCCUGUUUCACAUUUGUCGCACACUUCAGCAGCCUCAGUCAACAUGCAAGAAUCAUCAAGUUCACCCUCUAUCGAUGACGACGACACCGUGUUUGAUCUGCCUGAUCUCAUGAUUAAUUCCAUGGAUCGAAACGAUGGUUUUUGUGCUUAUUCUUCAACAUGGCAAAUAUGUGCAGUCGACGCUGGAUUCCGGAUUGAGGAGCCAUUCUCCUGGGAGUACUACUAGGAAAUAGAGAUCAUCAUUUCAGUACAUGGUCAAUAUUAGCUCUAACUUUCAAAACUUCACACAAUAAUCCUCUGCAUUCCCUGAGCAGAAGGAAACCAAUAAGGAAAUUAAACUUGCUUUCGAAUCGUGAAUUUGGUGGUUUCUUUUCUACUUUGGUUCUGAGAGGUACAAAAGGCAGUAGCGAUGUUCGCAGCUUUGUCUACAGUUGCUCAAAAAAAAUGAGAGAGAUAAAAGGGUUAAUCUCCACUGUAAAAUAUGAGCACGGGACAUAUAUAAACAAUUAAUAAAUGCCGAGUUUCUUCUUUGUGAGUGUAAUUCGUGCGUGUUAACUGUACUUCACUCCAACUUUGUUUUUAUAUUUUUGUUUAGCAAAAACAAGAAAUUAUUCUUAUGAACUUCACUGCUAAUAACUUUACAGCUAUAGUAGCCACCUUGCUAUA